Molecule: messenger RNA, 320 nt
Organism: Paramecium pentaurelia
Lineage: Eukaryota; Ciliophora; Oligohymenophorea; Peniculida; Parameciidae
Source: the annotation of a GenBank genome assembly
UAUGUCUUUGAUUCAUAAGACGUCCAAAGAGCUUAAUGAAACAUCUUAUAAAAAAAAUAAGCUCAUUGGUAUUAUGUAAUCUAACUCAGAAAUAACUUAGAUUGAUGAAAAAGUAAAUUCAUAAUCUAACUUACUUUAUAGAUACUAAAAUAGAGAAACAAAAAAUUCAUAAUACAAAAAUAACUACAGCCCAAAUAGUAAAUAUAACAAUAAAUCCUUAGUUUUAGAUAAUUCAACUUUAAUAUUGUUGACGGAGAAAUGUUAAAUAGAAUCAAUUAUGAAGGCUCCUUAUAUAUAGAGUAUGUAAAAAUAUUACUGAA